UGGUAUUUGCCUAAUGGGUAGUAGACAGCGAAACAGAAAAAAGGAAAAAAUAAUUAUCGACGAUUCUUCCAGAAAACAAAAUAAAAAGAGAUCGGUUCGGAACUACGGUGAGGUAGAGAGAAAGAGAGAAGCAAAAAAUGUCGUCGUUUUUGCAAUCAUUUCUGGAUCCGAAGAAGAGCUGGUUGGCAGCUCUGCACAUGAAAGCCCUCUCCACCCGCCUCCGCAAAUAUGGCCUUCGCUACGACGAUCUUUACGAUCCUUACUACGAUCUGGAUAUCAAGGAGGCGUUGAAUCGGCUGCCACGUGAGAUCGUCGAUGCCCGUAACCAACGCCUUAAGCGUGCCAUGGACCUCUCUAUGAAGCACAAGUAUCUCCCCAAAGAUCUUCAGGCUAUGCAGACACCAUUUCGGAGCUAUCUUCAAGAUAUGCUUGCUCUUGUGUCUUCAAUUUGUUAUACGGCUAUCUUAUAGGAAGGUCAUACACUCAUGUCCCUACCUUAUGAGGUGUCAAAUAAAUUUCCUGCAUGCAUACUUUAGAAAAACUGAAGAGUUGGAGAUUUGGAGUAACAUUCACAUGAUGUGAACAGUAAUCUGUACACUGCAGUAAUUAGUAUGUUUCUAUCUAGUUAUGUAGAACAAUUUUGCUAGUACUUGGUGUAUUCCGACAAAUAAAUGGAUAAAGUAAUAGGAUUCAAAUUUCAUAUUUUCUAUUUUAUUAUCUAACUAGGGAACUAUUGCUCAUGCUGCAUUUAUUGUAUUCAUUUCCUCCGUUUCACUACCGAGACUAGUUUGUUUCUAUAAGACCCUAAUUCCUUAUAAUUAUAUUUCAGAUGAUUCUGAUUGUUA
This is a messenger RNA of Theobroma cacao (cacao), 845 nucleotides long. RefSeq names its product cytochrome b-c1 complex subunit 7-2, mitochondrial. Gene Ontology annotation, cellular component: respiratory chain complex III. Gene Ontology annotation, biological process: mitochondrial electron transport, ubiquinol to cytochrome c. Lineage: Eukaryota; Viridiplantae; Streptophyta; Magnoliopsida; Malvales; Malvaceae. The record is from RefSeq and is a predicted model, not a curated record.